This is a messenger RNA of Boleophthalmus pectinirostris (great blue-spotted mudskipper), 4237 nucleotides long. RefSeq names its product potassium channel, subfamily K, member 3b (gene kcnk3b). Gene Ontology annotation, biological process: potassium ion transmembrane transport; stabilization of membrane potential. Gene Ontology annotation, molecular function: open rectifier potassium channel activity; potassium ion leak channel activity. NCBI's taxonomy places the organism in Eukaryota, Metazoa, Chordata, Actinopteri, Gobiiformes, Gobiidae. Gene Ontology annotation, cellular component: membrane. Bases 71 to 1219 code for a protein of 382 amino acids. The transcript has 2 exons. The record is from RefSeq and is a predicted model, not a curated record.
GUGAAGACAGGGUCGGGAAUAAAAGACGGACAAAAAAAAACACAACAGGCGUUUGAGGGUGUGUUUUAUCAUGAAGAGGCAAAACGCGCGGACUCUGGCUCUCAUAGUCAGCAUCCUCACCUACCUGGUGGUGGGAGCCGCGGUAUUUGAGACCCUCGAGUCCAAACAGGAGAAAAGUCACAAGCGGAGACUCGACGCGCGGAAAUACGAGCUGAUGCGCAAACUGAACUUAACCAAAGAAAACUUCGAGGAGCUGGAGUCCGUGGUGCUGCAACUAAAACCGCACAAAGCCGGGGUCCAGUGGAAGUUCGCCGGCUCUUUCUACUUCGCCAUCACUGUGAUCACUACCAUAGGUUAUGGCCACGCGGCCCCCAGCACAGACUCAGGGAAAGUCUUCUGUAUGUUUUACGCUCUGCUGGGGAUCCCUCUCACCCUGGUCAUGUUUCAGAGUCUGGGUGAACGCAUCAACACUUUUGUCAGAUAUCUUUUGCACCAAGCCAAGAAGUGCCUGGGCAUGAGACGAACUGAGGUCUCUAUGGCUAACAUGGUAACGGUGGGAUUCUUCUCCUGCCUCAGCACCCUCUGCAUAGGCGCCAUCUUGUUUUCCCAAUCGGAGGGGUGGAGUUUUCUACAUGCUUUCUACUAUUGCUUUAUCACACUGACCACGAUUGGAUUUGGAGAUUACGUAGCUCUUCAAAAGGACGACGCUUUGCAAAAUGAUCCAAGAUAUGUUGCCUUCUGCUUUGUCUAUAUCCUCAUGGGGUUGACCGUAAUAGGGGCGUUUCUGAAUUUAGUUGUUUUGAGAUUUUUGACAAUGAAUACGGAAGAUGAGAGAAGAGACGCUAAACAGAAAGCACUGAUGACAAUAAAUAAACCAAGAGCAGAGGUGGCAAGACUUCUGCCACUAUCCACGGCCACCACACCUGUAGCAGAGACAAAAUCGAAAGAAUUAAAGGGUGUUUAUACAGAAGUUUUACAUUUCCAGACUAUAUGCUCCUGUCUUUGGUAUAGAAGUAAGGAGAAAUUGCAAAGCUCCUCGUCAAUGAUACCGGAACUGGCUAUUUCAGACCCUUAUCUUCAAACAGACAGCACAGUUCACUAUGUUGAACCAGGGACUACAGGCUGUAUGUGCUCGCCAAGACAAUGCACCAAUAUUAGCUCAAUAACAACAGGUUUCCUCUCUCCUUUUAGAGUUUUUAAGAGACGCAGCUCGGUGUAGCCUCCAUCCAAUUCAGCAGAUUGGACAACACAAUACAGCACUAUAUGCGGCCAUCUUGCCAAAAACUAUGACAGAAAUUUGGCAAGAGGCGCAAAGAGUGGGAGCGUUCGUGGUGCUAUAAACCCAAAAUUCAACAGGCGGACGCGGAGAGGGAGUGUGCCAUGUGCAGAAAAGUCCUGCUCAGAUAAUAUAUGUUUGAGAAGGAGUACGCACAUAGACUUUUAAGGGUUGGUCUAAAACUGUUGACAUGUGUGUCCUGUUAAAAAGACUAAUGCAAAGAGAUGACAACACUGGGGCUGCACAAGGUAUGACAAAUGUAGGCUUUAUAAAUCAGUAAGUGCAUUUUACUUGCUGUCUCCAUGGAGAUGUUAUUACUCUGCUUAAAAUGUUCCACAAUGUCACAUCAAACUCUAUAAUAAAAACUCUAACUACAUCUUACAUUCAUUCAAUUAGGUGUUUUAUUGCUUAUAAUACCUUGAAAAACUAAUUCCCACUCCCUUCUCCACAGAUCUGACCUAUAACCUGGCUUGGUUGUGCCACUUGUUUGUUUCUAUGGAGACAGAUAAGUUUGCUGCCAUACACUGUGGAAAAUUUUCAGGCAAAGCAGUAACAUCUCCAACAAGCAGGAAAGUUAAGUUUAAGUUUUUUAUUUUAUUUUGAAAUAUGGUCCAGCCCUUGUGAUUUAAAAAUGUGGUGUACAGUGUCAACAUCUCAAACCCAGAGUAUAGUUGGACGUGAAUGAGAGAUUUCAUUAGUCAUGGCUUAAUCACAGUCUUUCUAUUGUUUACCAAGAGAGACCAAAAUCAGCGAUCCGGCUGUUCUCUCCCAUCUGAAAGAAGUCAGUCCCAGAAUGUUGUAAGGACUCCAAUAAUGUUACCCAGAGGUUUCGUUGCAGUUUAAAUGUUGUGUUUUGUUGUUUCUGUUAACCCCGGUACUGCAAAAGGUAAAUACUGCUGAAAUGAUACUGGUGUGUGCUAUAAUAACAAACUAUCCCACACAAGCGAUCAGUGGUUUCAGAGUAAUGGAAGAUCUUAAUGUAAUUGCAACUCACAAUUUAAAACAAAAUAAUAUAUCAUUUAAAUGCUGAAAAGUUCCCAAAAUAUCAGUUGAAAUGCAAUGGUAAAUUAAUAGUUAACAUAUGAGUAUAUCUUCGUAUAUAUGUAAAAUCCAUUUAUUUUGGUAGCUGUGCGUUUGACUCUAUAAAUUUGAUGCACACAUUGGAAAACUUUUUUGAAGAUAAAAUGGCAAACACAAAACUCCAUUCGAUGGAGACUGUAUUGAACCAGUACAGAUCAGUAAGUUACAGUUUAAACCAGGUCGCUGUCAUGUUUUUGUGUUUUUAAGCUGAAAUGACUGUAACUCAAAAUGACUCAAAGUGGAGCGGCCUGUUGUUGUGGGCAAAAUUAUGUAAUGAAACAAAGUUCAGAAAAUCACAAACUGGAUGGGCCAAUGGACUCAGAAAACUCACAUAAGUAGAAAUGUGAUUCUUGCAAUAACAGCGCUGAUACUAAACAAAUGCAGUGACACUAAAACAUAAAAACAUCCUACUGUACUGUACCAGUAAAGCCACACUAUGUAACUUUACAUGGUGCCUAGUCCGCCACCUGUUUGUAUACAUGGAGAUGUUAUUGGUUCACUUGGAAUGUUUCACAGUAUGACAUUAAUCCAUCUGGUAUUUAUUAAAUUGCAGAUGUUUUCUUGCAAAAAUACCUUGAUAAAUCAUCCAUGAAUUUAUGAGUGGGCUUGCCGCUCUCCACAAUUUGUCACCUGCCUGUCUCCAUGGAGAUAGAGAGUUUAAUCACAUACUGUAGAACAUUACAGCCAAAGCGGUAACAUCUCCAUGGAACAAGCAGAUGGUGGACUCUCUGCCAGAAAAGUGAUAUAGAGCACCUUUAAGACCACUCUCCAAACUCAUGCAAAAUUGCUUAUUCCUUUUGAUGCUGACCAGAGGAGGGAUCCUCUGACCAUUUAGCAAUCACAAUCUAAUCCCUAUAAACUGAAGUAGCGGGUUUUAUAACAACCCUGUAUAUUUAAAGCUGUACUAUGUAACUUGUCUCCAUGGAGAUGUUAUUGUUUUGUCUGGAAUGUUCCAGUAUGGCAUUAAACAUAUCCAUCUUGUAUUUACUCAAUAACAUGUUUUUAUUGACCUAAAAACAUGCAUUCUUACUGUGAGUGGGCUUGCCUCUCCACAGAUCAGACAUGUAACCUAGCCCUGUGGCGUCAACUGUUGUCUCCAUAGAGAUAAAUAAAUGUAAUGCCGCAGAGUGGAACAUUCCAGGCAACAACUCCAUGGAGAGAAGGAGGUGACUGACCCUUCACCAGAAAAGUUACAUGAUCCACCUUUAAAACAUGUCUUAUUUAUUCUUGAAUUAUCUUCACUCCACUGAAAAAAAAAAAAAGUUCUUGGCAAUGCAAUAACUUAGAAAAGUCAAAUCAAAUGCUGUUUACUUUCAUAUGAGCACAAGGCUUAAGGACUUUUGUCAUAAUUAAAGAAUGUACAUUUCUUUUGCUUAUUGGUUAAACACUUUGCAUAAGAUCUCCUCAUAUAUUAAUAAGCAAUAAUGACAAUAUGAGCCAAAUCAGUAUGUUAUUUUCCCCAGCUCGUGUAUAGCGCUGCUUGUUUGAAUAUAAGUCCAAGCUGCAUCUGCACAGAGCUAUAGAUGGCACCUAUUUUAAGCCAGCGUUCAGAGUGGCAGAUGGGAGGGGCUUUACAACUCGGGACAAAGGAUAAUGAGGCACUUGUCAAUCAUCUGCAAUUACUGUAAAAGUCUGUCAAAGGAAAAAUCCAUGUUUCUCACAUUUCUCUGUCCAUUUUACAGCGAACAUGUGUUGAUGUUGCUUCCUGUUAAGUUUAAAUUAGGUUGGUAAUUAGAUCUUUCACAGUGGACAAAAACUGCAUUUCAGAUGCUAAAACUAGAAUAUCCCAGUACUUUAUGAAGAUUUAACACACAAAUAGAAUGCACAUUUUUAGAAGAUUUGUUUUAAAAUGUUGAAACUGCAUUUUUCAGACUUUUGUUG